Molecule: messenger RNA, 2810 nt
Organism: Sinocyclocheilus rhinocerous
Lineage: Eukaryota; Metazoa; Chordata; Actinopteri; Cypriniformes; Cyprinidae
Product: probable 2-oxoglutarate dehydrogenase E1 component DHKTD1, mitochondrial
Exons: 13
Molecular function (GO): thiamine pyrophosphate binding; oxidoreductase activity, acting on the aldehyde or oxo group of donors, disulfide as acceptor
Source: RefSeq, a predicted model, not a curated record
GAUUGCGGCAUUUUGGGAAAGCCGAGGCGACCUCUGAAGAGGUGUUGGCCUAUCUGGAGAGAACAUACUGUGGGAGAAUCUCAGUGGAAACCACUCAGCUCCAGAGCUUGCAGGAAAGAGAAUGGUUUGCAGACCGAUUUGAGGAGCUCAAGAAAGAGGCGUUUUCACCGGAGGAGAGGAGACAGCUGGCUAAACUGAUGCUUGAGUCACAGGAAUUUGACCACUUUUUAGCCACCAAGUUUGCCACUGUCAAACGAUAUGGAGGUGAGGGAGCAGAGAGCAUGAUGGGAUUUUUCUACGAGCUGUUCCGUUCUGCGGUGUAUAGUGGAGUGACAGACGUGGUCAUGGGAAUGCCUCACCGUGGACGUCUCAACCUCCUCACCGGACUACUGCAGUUCCCUCCAGAGGUUGAUACUUGCAAUUCUGUUUGUUGCUGUUUAGGUAAAAUGGUAGGAUGUGCAAUAAUCCAUGUGAAUGGCGAUGAUGCUGAGGAGGUCCUCAGGGCGACCCGGCUGGCUGUGGAGUACCAGAGACGUUUCAGAAAAGAUGUUAUUGUAGACCUGCUUUGUUACCGCCAGUGGGGGCACAAUGAGCUGGACGAACCCUUUUUCACAAACCCUGCAAUGUAUAAAAUUAUCCGGUCGAGAAAAAGUAUCCCAGAUUCAUAUGCCAACCAACUCAUCGCUGAGGGUCUGAUGACAGAGGAAGAGCGUGGACAGAUCAAGACCACCCUCUACGCUGUGCUCAACGACCGGCUGAAUAACAUGACCCUCUACAGCCCUCCGUCCACCAACCUCCAGGGGCGCUGGGGAGACCUGGUGGAGCCCCAGAACAGAGUCUCAUUCUGGGACACAGGCGUAGCGCUGCCCCUGCUGCAGUUCGUAGGUGCCAGAUCAGUAGACAUACCUGAUGAGAUUCAACUGCACAGUCACCUGAGAAAGACACACGUGCAGGCACGCCUGCAGAAACUGGAAGAGGGCACAAAAUUAGACUGGUCCACAGCGGAAGCCCUGGCGUUUGGCACAUUGCUGUGCCAGGGAUUUGAUAUCCGUAUCAGUGGUCAGGAUGUUGGCCGGGGUACGUUCAGUCAGCGUCACGCUAUGGUUGUGUGUCAGGAAACCAACGACAUGUACAUCCCCCUCAAUCACAUCAGCCCUGAACAGAAAGGCCACUUGGAGGUGUGCAACAGUGCUCUUUCAGAGGAAGCUGUUCUGGGGUUUGAGUAUGGAAUGAGCAUUGCUCUGCCUAGACUGCUGCCCAUCUGGGAGGCUCAGUUUGGAGAUUUCUUCAAUGGCGCCCAGAUAAUAUUUGACACUUUCCUCUCUGGAGGUGAGGCGAAAUGGCUCCUGCAGAGUGGAUUGGUCAUCUUACUGCCACACGGAUACGAUGGAGCCGGACCAGAGCAUUCAUCCUGCCGAAUCGAGCGUUUCUUACAGCUCUGUGACAGUAAAGAGGAAGGUGUGGACGGUGACACGGUGAACAUGGGAGUGGUCAAUCCUACCCUACCAGCUCAGUACUACCACCUUUUGCGGAGACAAAUGAUUAGAAACUUCAGGAAGCCGCUAAUCGUGGCCUCUCCUAAGACUCUGCUGCGCUUUUCUGGGGCAGUGUCAAGCUUGACUGGUAUGGGACCAGGAACUUCCUUUAAGCCUGUCAUUGGUGAUACUUCUGUAAACCCUGCAAGUGUGCAGCGGAUUCUGUUUUGCUCAGGUAAACAUUACUACGCCCUGCUGAAACAUAGAGAGAUGUUACCAGAGGCAGAAAAAAGCACAGCGCUGAUCAGAGUGGAGGAACUGUGUCCUUUCCCCACAGAAGCCCUACAACAGGAACUAAAUAAAUACACAAACGCCAAAGAUUUUAUCUGGAGUCAAGAGGAGCCACAGAACAUGGGCUGCUGGUCAUUUGUAUCACCGAGAUUCGAAAAACAGUUAGCCUGCAAGUUGAGAUUAGUCAGCAGACCAGCAUUACCCGCUCCUGCCGUGGGCAUCGGUACCCUCCACCAUCAGCAGCAUGAAGCCAUCCUGACCGCGUCUUUCUCCUGAGACCACACAACCAUAAACUUCAAGAAAUGAUCGUCUUAUUGUAGCAAACAAGCUAUGACUGGUACACUGACAACAAACUCCAAGUACUGUUUGUAGCCUGAGCACUAAACAGAGGCAUAUUGCAGGUUUGGCUGUUUAAUGCAUCCCCUUAUUUAGGUAUAAGGGAACAUUUCUUACUGACAUCUAAAUCAGCGUAUCAAUACACCUUUUGAAAGUAUCAUAAUUGAUAUUUCAGAAGUAAUAUUUGGCACAGGAAAAUUUUUAUUAUAUAUGAGAAAUGUAGAAAACGAACAAAGCAUACAUACAUAUUGUAUGUAAUUUUUCAAAGCACUUUUAAAUUUGAUAAAUGUGCCGAAGGCAGAAGACUAUGGAGGCAAAGAAAAGAAUAUAAAUAAUAUUUGUUGCAGCAUUGAGAUGAAUAUUGUGAUGUGAACUAGUAGUGGCUCACGAUCAAAAUGUUGGUGCAUUAAAUGUGUGCAUGUGAAUUAAGGGCUGCUUGGAAAUUGACUCUUUCCAGAUGAAUGUAGAAUCAGAAAUAACAAAAAUGAAUCGAUUGUAACUUGUUUACGAAGAGAAAGUAUUGAUCGAAAAUUAAUAUUUUUGUUUUGAUAUCUAGUUUAUGUUGCUGUGAAUCUUUACCUAUGACAAUCCCAUCCAAAUCCAAUUUAUAAUGUUGAAUUAUAGGCAUUGUUUUCAGUAGUCAUAAUGUGGACGAAACUGAAUUUGUACUUGAAUACUUAUUCUGGAGAUAAAAAAUAAAAUAAAAAU